Molecule: messenger RNA, 2356 nt
Organism: Xyrichtys novacula (pearly razorfish)
Lineage: Eukaryota; Metazoa; Chordata; Actinopteri; Labriformes; Labridae
Source: the annotation of a GenBank genome assembly
AUGGAUAUUCGAAAGUGGUUCCAGCACAACCAUGCCAGCAAGUCAGACAACGGUGGUCGUGGUGAGACAGAGACUCGAUCCCAACUUGAGCUUUGUGAAGCUGGCGUAGCAGCCGCUGCUGGGGAGCAAGUAGUAGCCUCGUCCGGCUGCUCACUCCUGCCCGAGCCGCUGCCGCCGCAGCCCCCCCUCCCUUCACCCCAAGGCCCAGAGCAGGCGCCCGGCCCCCCCGACGACCUAGGUAUGGAGGAGCCACUUCAAAUGCAUUUACAGAAGUAUCCAUCAUCAGUUUUUGGAGGAAUAAAGCGUUCCUUUUGCAGCUCAUGGUUCGACAACAGAGAGUGGCUAGAGUAUUCCUGCAAAAAUGAAGCCGUAUUUUGCUAAGCGUGUAGAAAGUUUUGGAAAGCCUUCACCACUAGUGGCUACAACAACUGGCGCCAUGCUCUUGUGCGCCAUAAGGGACUGGCAAGGCAUGAAGCAAGCAGAGAACACAUGACAUCAGUGGCGUUGUGGCAGGAGAGGAUCAGCAGAGAAGGGACUAAGACUGAGGUGUCCAUGCUUGUGAAUGAAGACCAGCUUGAGAGAAACCGCACUUAUGUGUCAUCUAUUGUGGACAUCAUUCAGUUCCUGGCUGUAAACCAGCUCCCUUUCCGUGGCUCUUUUGAGGCUUUGGAUACAAGAGGUGAGACAAGUAGUGGUCUUUUUUUUAGCCAUGAUGGAUUACACACUUAAAAAGGACAAGGACUUUAAGAAGAUUUUUGAGACCAUCCCUGCCAAUGCUAAAUACACAUCAAAUCAUAUACAAAAUGAAAUAAUUGAACUAAUGAGCAAAAUCAUAACUGAGGAAAUUGUGAAUGAAAUUGGAGAUGUGUGGUACACAUUAAAAGUUGAUGGCACCAAAGACCCCACGGGAUGUGAAAAUAUCUCAAUAGUGCUUCGCUUUGUGGAUAAAAGUGACAACAGUGUGAAAGAGAGACUUAUUUCAAUGCCAACCAGUAAACACUGUGAUGCUAAGUCUCUAACUCAACUUGUUUUGUCACAUUUGGAAGAUAUUGGAUUAAAUACAGGGAAGAUUCUAAGCCAGUGCUACGAUGGGGCAAGUGUCAUGUCAGGUGUAAAUGGCGGAAUGCAGAAACUUAUACAGGAAGAACUACAGAGGGAGGUGCCUUAUGUGCACUGUUUUAAUCACCAGCUUCACCUGGUGGUAGUGAAUGCCAUGUCAUCUGAUAAUAAAUUGGAGAACUUCUUUGGUGUAUGUAACUCUCUCUACAAGUUCUUCAGGAAACCUACAGUAGCUGCAGUCUAUACAGGAGAGAAGUUGAAGCGGCUGCUUGAGCAAAGGUGGACUGGUCAUCUGGCCACAGUGAAAGUGAUCAUGAACAGCUGUGACGACAUUGUCCACCUGCUACAGGAGAUUGAAGGCAUCCCGACCAUUGGAGCAGAUGUGCGAAUUGAGGCCACAGGGCUUUUGAAGGCCAUUACCGAGCCCAGUUUUCCAUUCAUUGCGUGUAUGACACAUCAGAUAUUGGGUUUGCUGGAUCCCCCCAAUACUGCACUCCAAGCAAAAUCCACUGACCUCUACACUGGUGUUCGUCUUGUCCAAAGUGCACUUGAAUGUGUGGAAGAACUUAGAAGUGACAGUCAGUUUGAUGCACUUUGGGAGAAAUGCACAAAAGAGAGAGAGAUGACAGAACCUUCCGCUGCCACACCCUCACAAUCCAAACGACGCAGAGAAAAGAUGACCAGUCACUUGAAAGACUUUGUGGUGGAAACACCAUUUGGUCACCGUCACAAAGAAGUGGGAGAGAAGACAGAGUGCAAAAGAUUGUAUUUCAGUACUCUGGAUGCAGUAGUGGGAGAAAUGACUGCUAGAUUUAAUGAAAGAAAUAGCCAACUAGUACAGGCGCUGUGUGCUGUACACCCAGAGAGUGAACAUUUCAUGGAUGUCAACAAAGUUAAGCCUCUGUUGGACUUGACAGGGAUAAAUGCUAAAGAAGCUGAGUUCACUGUGGCAAAGCACUUUCUGAAAGAUGAAAUGGCCAAAUCUGACAAAAACAAAAGCUGGACAACGCAGGACAUUUUGAAAACAUACAGCAUGUCUCUGGCAGCUAUGCCAACUGUCAUAGAAACACUGAAGCUCAGCUUAACCUUUGGUGCAUCAACCGCAACAUGUGAAAAUUCAUUCUCAAUGUUGAAGAAUGUGUUCAGUGAACACAGAAGGAGCAUGCUGCACGAAAGAAAAGUCCAUCUGAUUCAGAUUGCUGUUGAGAAGGACCUCACCCAGAAGAUCAUUGGAGAGUGGAGAGAGAAACUGCUGAGAAGAUUCAACACAUCAUCAAGGAGGCUGCAGCUUUAUUAA